Oncorhynchus keta (chum salmon) is the source of this 5064-nucleotide messenger RNA. Its product is annotated as serine/arginine repetitive matrix protein 2-like. The annotation marks the transcript as partial. The transcript is spliced from 17 exons. Lineage: Eukaryota; Metazoa; Chordata; Actinopteri; Salmoniformes; Salmonidae. The record is from RefSeq and is a predicted model, not a curated record.
AUUGAUUUGUUGUUUAUAAUAAUAAUACAAAAAUGUCAUAUAUAAAAAAUCUGAAAAAAAGAUAUCGCUAAGGUCUGACUUUUUCAUACCGGCAUUUCUAUAGACAACCCCGUGUAUAUUUCGGGUCCUGAGUCAACGUGGGACAGUGCGUUUGCGUCAUGCCGAAUUUGUUGUCAAGUGUUUGUGUUUUUAAUGUCAGUAGUUCUAUUUUGACAUAUUUUUGACAUUACUAGUUUGGGAUAUAUUGGACAGUAACUGUGGCGACUUAUCAUGAUGCCGGGGGAGAAUCUUUCCAAAUUCUCUUCAGGAGCAACAACUGGAGCCUGUCAAAACUGCACUGUGCUUCACCAGAACCUAAACGAAUAUGUGGCAGCUCUCCUGGUUUUGAAACGGAAAACGAUUGACUCCGAUCACCUGCUGAGUGAAUAUCAAGGGAAGUGUGAAGAGCUUCAGACAUCCCAGAGGGAGACCAGUAAGCAGCGUCUACAACUUGAUGAUCUGCAGUUGAAAGUAGCUUCUCUGGUAAAGCAACAUGCAGAGUACGAAGCCGUGCGGGCAGAGCUGGAGGCUAAGCAGAGCUCUGAGAAGUUGUCCCAGCAGCUGUUGGAGGAAGUGGAGAGGCUGAAGGAGCAGAAUAACAACACAGAGACUCUAAAGAAGAGACUUGAGGACCAGCUGAAGAUGGUAGCAGAGACAACGGAGAAGCAGUGUGUGGAUAAUGUCCAGCUGAGACAGGAGAAGACGGCACUGCAGAAAGACCUGCUGACAACACAGGUGUCGUUGAAGACCGUUCAGAAGGUAGCGGAGGAAGUGCAGCAGUUGAAGGAGGACAACGCCAGGACAUCUGUUCUAAAAUACGACCUGGAAAAACAACUUGUACUGUUUCAAGAUUCUCGACUCAAGCAAGAGCGUGACAUUACCAGGCUGAAAACAGAGAAGAUUGUACUGGAGAACGAGCUUCUACAUCUUCAGGAACGACUAGAGAAACUGGAGACGGAGAAGAAUAAAGUAUUAAAGAGCACAUCAACUCAAGCAACGGCACCUGAAGAAACACAGCUGGAUAAAGAGAAGAUCCAGAGGCUGCUGGAGGAUCUAUGGGUGUGUGUAGCUCCUCCCUCGUCACACCUCCCUGCCAGGAGGAAACAGCAGUUAAAGGAGCACCUACAAGACCGCAGCACAGUUGAACCCCACAGACCUGACAGUGACCCGCCAGGCCAUGGACCCAGCAGGAACAGUGACCCGGGAGGCUAUGGACCCAGCAGGAACAGUGACCCGGCAGGCCAUGGACCCAGCAGGAACAGUGACCCGCCAAGCCAUGGACCCAGCAGGAACAGUGACCCGCCAGGCCAUGGACCCAGCAGGAACAGUGACCCGCCAGGCCAUGUACCCAGCAGGAACAGUGACCCGCUAGGCCAUGUACCCAGUUGGAACAUUGACCCGGCAGGCCAUGGACCCAGCAGGAACAGUGACCCGGGAGGCCCUGGACCCAGCAGGAACAGUGACCCGCCAGGCCAUGGACCCAGCAGGAACAGUGACCCGCCAGGCCAUGGACCCAGCAGGAACAGUGACCGGCCAGGCCAUGGACCCAGCAGGAACAGUGACCUGCCAGGCCAUGGACCCAGCAGGAACAGUGACCCGCUAGGCCCUGGACCCAGCAGGAACAGUGACCCACUAGGCCAUGGACCCGGCAGGAACAGUGACCCUCCAGGCCAUGGACCCAGCAGGAACAUUGACCCGCCAGGCCAUAAACAUAGUAGAUCAGUUGAAGAGAUCCUGGACUGGUUCAAGCCGCUGCCCCCUAUCCUCUCCCCCUUACCCUGGUCCUCAGCUCAGGAGAGGUUGGAUGAUGUCUUGGAGUCCAGAGCUCGAGGGACCAGAUUUCCUCUAGAGAAUAGAAACCACUCUGUCUACACUACAGGACCAGCCAAUCAGACAGCAGGACAGCAGCCUGGACCAGCCAAUCAGACAGCAGGACAGCAGCCUGGACCAGCCAAUCAGACAUCAGGACAGAAAACUGGACCAGCCAAUCAGAUGGCCCUUGUGUUGUCAGGACAACAACCUGCAGACUCCUCAGUGGAACUACCAUCAGACAGAAUUAAUUUUACUCCAAGAGAAAGCCCUGAUCUGGCCACAGGGACCUCAGGGGAGACAGAGAGGAACAGUGUGGCUGUCUGUGAACAGGAAGACAUGCAGGUAGAACCAGCUGCUGAAACCAUCCAGUCCCCAUCAGGAGAGACUCAAACCUCCUCUAAUGAUCUGCCUUCCUUUACCAAAGCCACAGAGUGUCUCCCAAACUCAGUAGAGCAUCCAGGCAACCUCUCUGUCCAUACUGGGGCCGUUCAGACCUCACUCACCCGGACACAAGGAGAAGAAGUGCAGGACUCCUCACCAGACAUGACAGAGAUGGAUGUUGAGACUGACCCGUGUUAUAAUGGCUGCGUCUUGGCGGGUCAGAGCAUCAACCAUGGGGACUCAGAGAAAGUAGAAAGCAUUAAAGAUCAGUCAGGAGAGGCCAGCGUGUCUCAAACUCCCUCCACUAAACAGCUGGAACCCAGUCUUCUGGUUGAGUGUUCUGCGGAGACAGUGACUGGUCCAGAACAACUGACUGAAUGGGCUCCUAACACUCAAUGUAACACAACUGAUCAGAAAGCAGCUCCUCAAGCAUGUCCCCAUAAACAAGACAAGUUGUUUACAGGCCAGGAAUCCGAUAAAGACGAUGAAGUGGGUUUCUCUUGGAAACAGGUUGGUGAUGUACUGUUCCCCCCCAGUCACCCUACAGAAGGACUGGCCUCCCCCAGUCACCCUACAGAAGGACUGGCCUCCCCCAGUCACCCUACAGAAGGACUGGCCUCCCCCAGUCACCCUACAGAAGGACUGGCCUCCCCCAGUCACCCUACCUGGCUCCCCAGUCACAGAAGGACUGGCCUCCCCCAGUCACCCUACAGAAGGACUGGCCUCCCCCAGUCACCCUACAGAAGGACUGGCCUCCCCCAGUCACCCUACAGAAGGACUGGCCUCCCCCAGUCACCCUACAGAAGGACUGAAGGAUUGGUGAACGUGAAGCUCCUGAGAUCUGGUACACAAACGAAGAGGAUGAAUGGAAGGAAAGAUGCUGAAGACCCAGGGUCUGACGUUAGGAAUCCACCGUCUCCAACAGAGUUACAGAGUGACGAGCCUUUGAACAACGGGAUGCUGAAAGAUUGUGAUCGCCCAGUCCAUGUUCUACAACACCAGGAUAUGAAAGCUGACCGUAAGCGUCCUACCACCACCGACUGCAUCUCUGAGUCAAGGUCUGAGUCCCAGCUGACAGAUGAAGGGUCUGAGAAACUAGGUGGGAAAGACAAGACUGAGAUGAUCAGCACUAGAAGUGGGCGUGUCAGGAAGAGUCUUGUUAGAUCAAACGCAGUCCAAACCAGCUCAGGGAAAGACGGCUCGGCUCCCAGGGACGGAGCUGCUCCCAGGGACGGCGCUGCUCCCAGGGACGGAGCUGCUCCCAGGGACGGAGCUGCUCCCAGGGACGGAGCGGCUCCCAGGGACGGAGCUGCUCCCAGGGACGGCGCGGCUCCCAGGGACGGAGCUGCUCCCAGGGACGGAGCUGCUCCCAGGGACGGAGCUGCUCCCAGGGACGGAGCUGCUCCCAGGGACGGAGCUGCUCCCAGGGACGGCGCGGCUCCCAGGGACGGAGCUGCUCCCAGGGACGGAGCUGCUCCCAGGGACGGAGCUGCUCCCAGGGACGGAGCUGCUCCCAGGGACGGCGCGGCUCCCAGGGACGGAGCUGCUCCCAGGGACGGAGCUGCUCCCAGGGACGGCGCGGCUCCCAGGGACGGAGCUGCUCCCAGGGACGGAGCUGCUCCCAGGGACGGAGCUGCUCCCAGGGACGGCGCGGCUCCCAGGGACGGAGCUGCUCCCAGGGACGGAGCUGCUCCCAGGGACGGAGCGGCUCCCAGGGACGGCGCGGCUCCCAGGACGGAGCUGCUCCCAGGGACGGAGCGGCUCCCAGGGACGGAGCGGCUCCCAGGGACGGCGCGGCUCCCAGGGACGGCCAGCAAACGACCACCCUUUCAUUUUGGUUCAGCCACUCCUAAACACGCUGUUCCUGUUCCAGGGAGACUUCCUGCCUUCAGCCCCUCCUCUUCCUCCACUAGUCCCGCCCAGGAGAACUCCAUGAGGAUUCUAGACAGCAUGUAUCCAGAACUGUCUGCCCGUGCCUGGACUCUCAGUAUCCUCCGAGGAAACCUCUCUAUGUCUUCUGCUGAGACGGGGACCACACCUUCCAGCUCUGUCAGUCAGAUAUCUGGCUUCAAAACCAUCAACUCCUCGUCCACGGCUUUCACCAAAACAGAGCAAAGAGGGAAGCGAAGUGGAGUCAACAUGCUUCUACCAAAGAGUGCCAAAAGACUGAGGCUGGAUAACUGCUCCCCCGGCCCUGCUGGGGCGACGGCUGGCCCUGCUGCGAUAUCAUCCACGACAUCAGCCAGUCCUGACCCACUACUCAGGACACCUCAACAUGGGAGUUCUUCACAGCCUACAGAGAAGGAGAAACUGGUUGGGAAACCAGCAGGCGAAGCCUCCAUAUCCCAGGCCUUAGAGAAGGAGAAACUGGUUGGGAAACCAGCAGGCGUAUCCCAGGCCUUAGAGAAGGAGAAACUGGUUGGGAAAACAGCAGGCGUAUCCCAGGCCUUAGAGAAGGAGAAACUGGUUGGGAAAACAGCAGGCGUAUCCCAGGCCUUAGAGAAGGAGAAACUGGUUGGGAAACCAGCAGGCGUAUCCCAGGCCUUAGAGAAGGAGAAACUGGUUGGGAAACCAGCAGGCGUAUCCCAGGCCUUAGAGAAGGAGAAACUGGUUGGGAAAACAGCAGGCGUAUCCCAGGCCUUAGAGAAGGAGAAACUGGUUGGGAAAGCAGCAGGCGAAGCCUCCAUAUCCCAGGCCUUAGAGAAGAUAGCAGCCCAGUGUUUUGACCUGUUGCCUGUCAUCAAGAGUCACCUGUUUGUUGGGAAUCUGUCUAGGAAGCCUGUGUUACGGGAUGAGGAGAAGGAGGUCCUCUCUGAGUUCUCAGACAAUCAG